CAUUGCGCUCGUAUCUUCAAAGACCAAAAGAUGGGCGGGAGCAUCGUCAUGAUCGCGUCAAUGACUGGCCAGAUCGCAAAUCGCGGAUUAACCUGCACCGCCUACAAUUCAUCGAAGGCUGCUGUCCAGAUGUGCCGAUCUGUUGCGCAGGAGUGGGGCCAGUAUAACAUCCGCAUCAAUACCCUCUCUGCUGGAUAUAUACGCACUGCAAUGACCGACGGCUUGCUGCAAGAAAAACCAGAUCUCGAGGAGACUUGGAUGCGUGGUGCCUUGCUUGGCCGCCUGGGUGCGCCUGAGGACUUCAAGGCGCCCACUGUAUUCAUGCUCGCCGAUGGCUCAGCUUGGAUGACUGGUGUCGAUCUUCGUGUAGAUGGUGGUCACUGUGCCUCAGCAUAG
Molecule: messenger RNA, 396 nt
Organism: Penicillium maclennaniae
Lineage: Eukaryota; Fungi; Ascomycota; Eurotiomycetes; Eurotiales; Aspergillaceae
Exons: 3
Cellular component (GO): intracellular anatomical structure
Molecular function (GO): oxidoreductase activity, acting on NAD(P)H, oxygen as acceptor
Source: RefSeq, a predicted model, not a curated record